Molecule: messenger RNA, 1796 nt
Organism: Aspergillus steynii IBT 23096
Lineage: Eukaryota; Fungi; Ascomycota; Eurotiomycetes; Eurotiales; Aspergillaceae
Exons: 6
Coding region: 36-1796 (586 amino acids)
Biological process (GO): regulation of DNA-templated transcription
Cellular component (GO): nucleus
Molecular function (GO): transcription cis-regulatory region binding; zinc ion binding; DNA-binding transcription factor activity, RNA polymerase II-specific
Source: RefSeq, a predicted model, not a curated record
UUCCCAAUAGCCACUAGGCCUGGUCGUCUGUCAGAAUGCCAGACAAAGUGGAAGGGGUUAAGCCCCACGCAUGUGUUAACUGUUCUAGGGCUAAGGCCAAGUGCGUCUGGCUCGACAAGGACAAUGGCAUCUGCCAAAGGUGCUCUAAGCAUGAUCUUGCCUGUUCCAAGUCAGAUUCUGUAUCGAAAAGACGACGUGGAAAGGCGACUCAUUCAAAAGUACUGGAGCAAAAGCUAGAUGACAUCAUGAACUUCUUGACUCGAGAGAAAGAUCACGCAUUAUCGCCUGUGCAACCAGCUGAACGCUCUUCAACUCCCUGCGAGGCUGGCGGAUCGGCGACGGAGCCACAAACUUCACACCAACCCCAGCCUUUAGCCCAACCAUCGGACUAUGCGGCUACGAAAAUGCUGCAGGGGUCCAUUUCUAUAGUGCCCGGGUUUGAAAUAUCAUUCUACGAAGCGGACCAGGCUCUUCAUGAGUACAGAAAAACCAUGGUGCCCGAACUCCCUUUUGUUCCACUGCCCACCGAGAAUUCCACUAUAUUGCUGAAAGAGAAGCCGUUGCUCCUGAAGACCAUCUUGUCGGUUUGCAGACCACCAUCACCUGAGAUUUCGGCUGUUUUUCAAACCUGGUUUCGACAGCAGAUUGCGGAUGAGACUGUGGUGUUGAUGAACAAGAAUGUGGAGCUUAUCCAAGCAAUCCUGGUCUAUCUUGCCUGGAAUGAUAUCUACUUUUAUGCCUUGGCCAAAGAUACAAGUCUUCUGCAGCUAGCAAUUGGGUUAAUCGAAGAUCUGCGACUGAAUAGAUCCCAAAACACAUCAGACCACAGUUGCGGAUCUAUUGUUGAGGAUGCAGCUCAGCUCAGGAAUGAUGUUCAACCUCAGCCAAACCAAACCAAUGAAGAUCAAAGGACUUUGCUGGGGGUGUAUUAUUUAACAUCAACAUUAUGCAGCCUCCUUGGCAAACGAAACAGACUAGAAUAUACGGCACAUUUCGACGACUGCUGCAAGCAGUUGGAACGUGACCAGUCCUUUACGACAGACUCUUUACUAGUGAACCUUGUGCGCAUUCAAAGGAUCACAACGAAGGUGAGUGAUUGCUACCGGGAGUCAAUCAUCAACACGACCAACGGACCGAUUGGAGGUCUUCAUUCCAUGACUGUUAUUUCUAUCGAAAAUGAGCUUGAGAGCUUUAUGAAACAGCUACCAACCGAGGUGAAGUGGAACCACCUUUUGCAAACACACUAUGCCGCAGCGCGCAUUCGCCUGUUCGAACCGUUCAAAUAUGGCGAGCGAAACCAGACAAUCGAGUUUGCUCAUAUAAGGCGCCAAAUGAUUUGGCAGUGUCUGUCGAGCACGCAGGCGCUGCUUGAAGCCUUCCGCACAGUACCAGUCCAAUCCUACCUGUCCCUCACUUUCGUAUCUAUUCUUCACGCGGCGCUGGCUAUCAUAAAAUGCUUCCGAUUGCUUACGGUCGAUGAUCAAGCCUGGGACGCCAGCGUCGCGCGGUCUAUGUAUAACCUCCCGCAAAGUCUCGACCAGCUCAGCAGGCUAUUCGAUGCUGCUAGCAGCAGUGGAAGCCCUAGGAGUGGCAUCAUACUUAACGGGCGACCUAUGUUUUCUGAAUACGCCGAAGCAUAUCGAGGUAUCGGGCGUUGGUAUUUAACAAAGGUAGACGCGAGUGCAGUUCGUUCGAGUCCAACACUGGAGGAACCAUUUAAUACAUACGGCGUAGACCCGUAUGGCUUUGAUUUCUGGACGCAGUUGUCUGAGUUGACGAACGGCCUCGUACCUUGA